AUGGCAGCACACGGUUACUACGACACGGGCUACGGCAAUCACCCGCCCACAUACGACCAGGCCUUCCCUCCUACAGAUUCGGCCAAUCGCCGGUCUCCAGCUCCCAGCUACCCCGACCCCAGUGCUAAUCCCUACAUCUCCCCAAACGGCGCCGAUCCGUACGACCUCCGUCAUAGUCAACAAUCACUAGGUUCGGACCAGGGGCCGUACGUUGGUGGUGGCCGAUUAAACGAUCACGAUCAAUAUGCAGAGAAUAUUCCACUGAAAUCGCAGAAUCAAUACCAGAACGCUCCUCCAACGGGAGAUUGGAUGCAACAACCGACACACUACCCCCCGCCCGAGAUGAUCGAACCGCCAGCUCCACGAGGAGGAGGCAGGAAGAAGAAGAAGGGGUUCUUUAAGAAGAAGAUUCCUUGGGUCACGUAUACGCUUACGCUAGUGAUGAUCGUGGUCUUUAUCGUCGAGUUGGUCAAAAGCGCGCAAUUAACGGGGUCGCCGAUUCAAACCAAACCUCAAAUCAACCCGAUGAUCGGACCGUCGGCCUAUCUCCAAAUCAGCAUGGGUUCCCGGUACACGCCCUGUAUGAAGAACGUGGAUAAGGUGCAGAACGCGAAUGAACAAUUCAAGAUGCCGUGCCCCAACACCACGACCAACGAACUGGAUUGCUCCCUAUCGGAAUUGUGCAGCUUUAGCGGAGUCCCGAAUCCGACGCCGCAUGGAUCGCUCGACGCCAAUCCCGCCCCCAACCAGUGGUACCGAUUUAUUAUCCCCAUGUUCCUCCACAGCGGAUUCGUGCAUAUCGGCUUCAACCUGCUCGUUCAAAUGACCAUGGGCGUGGACAUGGAGAGAAUGAUCGGAUGGUGGCGAUAUGGUCUCGUCUAUAUUGCUAGCGGUAUUUGGGGGUUCGUGCUGGGCGGCAACUACUCGGCACCCUUUAUGAGCGCUUGUGGUUGCUCGGGAGCUCUCUUCGGUAUCCUUGCACUCUUCGUCCUGGACCUGCUUUACACCUGGAAUGAGCGGCAAUCCCCGUGGGUGGAGUUCAUUAUCAUGAUCCUCGGUGUGGGCAUCUCGUUUGUUUUGGGUCUGUUGCCCGGACUGGACAACUUCUCCCACAUUGGAGGUUUUAUUAUGGGACUGGCUCUCGGACUGUGCAUCAUGCGUUCUCCAAACGCACUCCGGGAGCGUAUCGGACUCGCUCGCAACCCCUACGUCGCCAUGAGCGGAGGUGCUGGCGCAGGACCGGAGCCGGAGAACAAGGUUACCAGCACCGGUCCCAGCUUUGCUAACUUCUUCAAGGGCAAGAAGGGUGGCUCGUCGGAGCCUUCCGGCCCUCUGGGCUUCUUCAAGGGCCGGAAGGCUUUGUGGUGGGCCUGGUGGCUGGUUCGAGCGGGCGCCUUGGUCGCCGUUCUCAUCGGAUUCAUCCUGUUGAUUGUGGACUUUUACAAGUACCACUCGUCGAACUGCUCGUGGUGCCACCGGUUGAGUUGCCUGCCGGUCAAGGACUGGUGCGAACAGGGCAUGAAACCCUAUGAGAUUAAGAAUGUGACGACCACCAACCAUAACUAA
Aspergillus affinis is the source of this 1566-nucleotide messenger RNA. Its product is annotated as rhomboid family membrane protein. The transcript has 3 exons. Gene Ontology annotation, biological process: proteolysis. The record is from RefSeq and is a predicted model, not a curated record. Bases 1 to 1566 code for a protein of 521 amino acids. Lineage: Eukaryota; Fungi; Ascomycota; Eurotiomycetes; Eurotiales; Aspergillaceae. Gene Ontology annotation, molecular function: serine-type endopeptidase activity. Gene Ontology annotation, cellular component: membrane.